AUGAGCGACUACCCUCAGAUCCCCGCCCCCGCGCAUACGCUGGCCGAAACAAUGAUGUCUCGACGGUUUGGCAGAGAAACAGUCAACUACUUCUCGAGCUCACCACUGAACCGGCUUUCGUUCCUUCGCACGGAACAUCCUUUCCUGUCGGCGGCAAUCAGGCACCCGGCUACUCGUUUCGUUCUCCUGAAGGAUCUUGCGCCGCUUACCAAAUCGCCUUCGGAGCUGUACUAUGCUCAGCAUGAUGAAGUCAAGAAGCUUGUGCCUGACACUAUCUAUGACAAGUCGGAGGAGGAUACGAUCAAGGAAUUCGACUCGCACAAGACAUCCCCAACGCUGAUCUUCCUCGGGAUGGACGAGAGCCGUAAACAGGAUGGCCUGACCUGGAAUAUCUACAAGGGUGCUCCGUUUUUCGCUCUGGAUGUGACACCCAAGGGCUCAGAGGAGCAGCAGACCAACACGAAAGACUUGAUCAGCGCAAUGGAGGCGAAGGGUUUAAGCUUCUUGCAGGCGAGAGUGGUUAUGAGUCUGUCGGCUGAUGAAGCUGCAAUCUACGCCCAAGCUCGCGCUCUAGUCGAUUGGAACACCCGGAACACUUUCUGUGGCACAUGCGGUUCGCCCACCGUGUCCGUAAACUCGGGCACGAAGCGUGCCUGCCCACCAACAGACGCCGCCCUUGUAGCAGAGGGCAAGUCCGGCGAUCGCCCCAGCUGCAACACCCGUACCACCAUCUCGAACCUGUCGUUCCCCCGCACGGACCCCACCAUCAUUGUCGCCGUCCUCUCCGCAGACGCCAAGCGGAUCCUGCUCGGCCGUUCGAAGCGCUUUCCUCCCAACUGGUACUCGACGCUGGCCGGCUUUAUCGAACCGGCAGAGUCCAUUGAAGAUGCUGUUCGGCGAGAAGUGUGGGAAGAGGCUGGCGUGACACUCUCCCGCGUUGUCAUCCACUCUUCGCAGCCCUGGCCUUAUCCAGCUAAUUUGAUGAUUGGUGCUAUUGCGCAGGUCAGCGACCCCGAGCACGAGAAGAUCAACCUCGAACAUGACCCCGAACUGGAAGAUGCCAAAUGGUUCGAUUUGCAGGAAGUCGAGGAGGCGUUGAGGGUCGGAACCAGCGCGUUGGGUGACAAGGCCGGUCCGGAGUACAAGGAGGGUGGACUGAGGCUGCCUCCUCCCACGGCCAUUGCGAACCAGCUCAUUCGCGCGGCGGUCGACUUUUGGCCCACGAAUUCAAAAAUGUAG
Molecule: messenger RNA, 1239 nt
Organism: Aspergillus terreus NIH2624
Lineage: Eukaryota; Fungi; Ascomycota; Eurotiomycetes; Eurotiales; Aspergillaceae
Product: NAD(+) diphosphatase
Exons: 3
Coding region: 1-1239 (412 amino acids)
Biological process (GO): NAD+ catabolic process; NADP+ catabolic process
Cellular component (GO): cytosol
Molecular function (GO): NADH pyrophosphatase activity; metal ion binding
Source: RefSeq, a predicted model, not a curated record